GCUUCCAAGAAGCCAGUCAUGGAAGUGCUGGUUUGAGCGAGCGGGGGCUCCGGGCGACCACAAACACCAUAAACGUGGUCAAAGGUUUCGCACCUUCGCGUGACCUGGUUCGCACUGGCAUCGAGAAUGUGCUCAAGGAAUUGUUGGGAGAAGACCUCGAUGACUUCUCCGCUCCACUAAUGGACAUGGGCCUGGAUUCUCUUGCUGCAGUUGAAUUCCGCAACCGAAUCCAAUGUUGCUUCGAGGGAGUGCGACUGAGUUCUACGGUGAUGUUUGAUUAUCCCACCGUUGUCGACCUGACUGACUUCAUUCUUUCUCAGUUCGCACCAGAUGAUGCCGCUAAUGUGGAUGUAAAAGGGCGCGGGGACGCGAUUCUGCGGGAGCCCUUGGCCCUCAUGGGAAUCGCAGGGAGAUGUCCAGGCAUGGCAGCUGGCAAUGACAUCUCCGAUUUCUGGGCUUUCCUCUGCAGUGGGCAGGAUCCGAUUUCACGGAUUCCCAUCGAGCGCUUCGAUGUAGACGAGUUCUACGAUGAGGACCGGUCUGCACCAGGGCAUGUAUACGUUCGCCAAGGAGGGUGCAUCAAUGAUGUGGACUUGUUUGAUGCAGCCUUUUUCGGUAUUGCAAAGCCGGAAGCGCGAUCGAUGGACACACACCAUCGAUUGCAAAUGGAGAUCGUUUUCGAGAGCUUCUACAAUUCUGGCUUCACCAAGGAGACGCUCGUGAAUUUGGAAUGUGGAGUGUUCAUAGGGUGCUGCAGCCUAUUCGCCCGUGUCGUUCAUGACGGGGAGGUCGAUGACAUUGGGCCCUUUACCAACAUUGGUUCUAGCUUGUCGGGGAUGGCUGGCCGUGUUUCACACGCGCUUGCCCUUCAAGGCCCAUGUCUUUCAGUCGACACUGCUUGCUCCUCAACUCUUGUGGCCGCGGACUGCGCCAUGCAGGCCUUUCAUCUUGGUCGCCAGGUGUUGGCCUGCGUGGCGGGAACCAACUUGCAGCUACGGCAGGGCAUCUCGUCCUGGAUUGGUUUCUGCAAGAUGGGCGCACUCUCUGGCGACGGUCGGUGCAAGACAUUCGAUGAGUCCGCCGAUGGUUUCGGUCGCUCGGAGGGCUCCGGAUCCUUCAUUUUGAGCCCCAAGUCCGAGGGUACCCUCGCACACAUGAUGGGAAGCUGUGUGAACCAGGACGGUCGCAGUGCAACCAUCACGGCCCCCAGUGGACCCGCUCAGCAGCGUGCCCUCAAAAAUUCCCUACGCGACUCAGAGCUCACGCCUUUGCAGGUGUCGCUGAUAGAGUGCCAUGGCACAGGAACUGCCUUGGGGGAUCCUAUCGAGAUCGGUGCUUUGGAGAAUGUCUACGGCAGGGACCGGCUUGAGAGCGCCCAGCUCAUUCUUGCUGCGGUCAAGUCCGUGACUGCGCAUCCGGAGGGUGCCGCAGGCAUUGUGGGGCUCGCGAAGCUGGUGAAGAUGAUGCAGCACGGGCAGGUACCAGCUAAUCUUCACUUACAUCAGCUGAAUCCUAACAUAGACCUUUCCUCGUUUGAGUGCAAGAUGCCAGAUUGCCUUCUGGACUGGAGCCCGGCUCCGCGCCUGUCUGGAAUCAGUUCCUUCGCGUUCUCCGGCACCAACUGCCACAUGAACAUGCAGGAGGCAACUCCAGGUGAGAUGAGCGCAAUGCUGUCCGCCGCAGAAGCUCGCGCUCCGUUGAUCUGGUCUCGGAGCAUGAUGUCGCGCCAGGACCCUGUGGCCUUUAAUCGCAGCAGCUUCAGCUGGGCCGGCACGAAGCACCCGCUGGUGAAUUCUCCUCGGCAAGGCUCCGAGCCUGGCAUGGUGGUCUUUGCAGCACCCAUACAGGGCAAAGUUCUCAAGCUGCUGUCGCAUCAUCGUGUGCACGGCGAGAUCGUUGUGGCAGGCGCAACGUACGUGGAGAUGGUGAUCGCGGCAUAUGCGUCCGGCCAGCCUGGCCGGGACAAGAAAGGCUUCGUGUUGGAAGAUGUUCUCUUCCUAAAGCCGAUGAUCCUAAGACUUGGCGAUGAUGACAAGGAUCCUGAGACCAGCGGCAUGGAUCUCUAUUUGCAGAUGCAGGAAAGCGCUGGCUGGUGGUCCAUCAGCAGCGUAGAAACUGGGUCUUCCAUGAUCGUCAGCGUGCAUGCCGAAGGCUCUGUGAGCCUGAGCCACCAGGCCUCCAGCGUCAUCAAGCAGCCGCUCGAAGAGAUCCGCUCGCGUUCCGAACAAGUUGAUGCUUCCGGACUCUACGCGUUUGCUGCCAAUCUCGGGCUGGAAUACCAAGAGCGCUUCCAAACGGUGCACACCAUCGUUCGAUCGCAGGAUGAAGUACUUGCCUGGGUGGCAGCCUCUGAAGACGGCACGAGCGCAGGCUUCGCCUUCGGCCCUUCUGUCAUUGACGGCGCUUUCCAAGCUGCCAGCGCCUUCCCUGGCAUGGAGGAGCAAGAGUUCCCAAUGGUGCCCUUUGCCGCCAAUCGCGUGCAGAUCUUUGGCCAAGGCUUUUCUCACCAGGUGUGGGUGCACAACAUUCUGCUGAAGCGCACCGAAGCGGAAUUGGAGCUUCAGUUGCACAUGGCGCAGGAUGACUCCACCGUCUUGCUUGCUAUGGAUCGCAUGCGGUUUCGCCAAGUGCGGCCUGAGCAACUGGCAAAGAUGCUCGAGCAAGGUGUGGAGGACGUCGAGGAGGACAUCUUGACAGUCGAGUGGGCGGUCGCAGAAGGAUCCCCGGGAAAGGCAAUCGGCGCCACUGGCAACGGGGUCGUGUUUGUUGGUGCUGCAGAGAAGCUGAGCAGCUCCUUGAAACACAUGCUGCCUGAGGCUAGCUUCUUCGACGCAGCUGCGGACUCGACCUUCGAAGGGACCGAGGUUGCGGUGCUACUCGCGGCAUCGCAGGACGCGGAUGAAAUGCAGGUGUUGUUCGAUGCCGUGCUUUUGGUGCAGGCAGCCAUGGCACUGGCCGCGAAAGGCCAUCAAGUGCCCAAGAUCGCCUUCUUCACCUUCGGAACGCAGGACGCACCUAACCGUGGAGCGGGAAGCUACUUGCAUGCCGGCCUGUGGGGUCUGGCGCGCACCGCACGACUGGAAGACGCAUCGCUCAGCCUCUACUGCUUUGACCUGGACGUGCUCGAUCCACACGAUGCAGAUGCUACGGCGCAGGUCAUCCUGGAACAGCUUGGCAGCCUUGGUGGAGUCGAGACGGAACUGGCUCUCAGUGGGGACCUCUACGUGCCCCGGCUCUGCCGCUGCCUAGUGCAGCCGCAGAAGCCCAUGCGUUUGGAGAUGAAGUCGCGAGGAAGCCUCUCCAAUCUUCGUGAGGUCCCGCUUCAGCGCACGUCGCCGGACGGAGACCAAGUGGAGCUGCGCGUUCGUGCGGUUGGCCUCAACUUUCGGGACGUGCUGGAUCUGUAUCCCGGCGACCCUGGCAACCCAGGUGGUGAUUGUGCCGGCACUGUUUGUACUGUUGGAGAGCGAGAGACCCGGCUUCGUCCCGGGCAAGAUGUCUUCGGCAUUGCCCCAGGCUGCUUACAAGCUUUCGCUUGCACACAGGGCCUACUGAUGGUUCCGAAGCCCAAGCGAUGGUCCUUCGAGCAGAUGGUGGCGUGGCCAGUUACCUUCGCAACCGCUGAGGAAGCCUUUGUGGAGCUGGCGCCCUUGAAGCUUGGUGAGCGGGUGCUGAUCCACGCCGCUACUGGAGGAGUGGGGCUUGUGGCUGUGCAGCUCGCACAGCGCAUGGGCGCGACGAUCUUCGCCACAGCUGGGAGCCCUGAGAAGGUGCAGUACCUGCGGGAUCGUGGCGUGAAGUACAUCACAAGCAGCCGCGACGUCCAGCAAUUCGAGGAGGACAUGAAGACCUUCCUGCAAAAGGACGGUGCUGAGGAUGGCGUGGAUGUAGUUCUGAACAGUCUGAGCCACGAAGGCUUCAUUCCCAAAUCCCUCAGCUUUCUCUCGAAGGGUGGGCGCUUCAUGGAGAUUGGCAAGAGAGGUGUUUGGAGCCAUGAACGCAUGCGCCGUGAGCGGCCUGAUAUUCAGUACGAGAAGAUCGCCAUGGACUGGGUGAUGGAGCACCAGCCCGAGCGCUUCAAUCUGCUGCUGGCACGUCUCCUGGGCCAGGUGGAGGAGGGUCUGUGGGAGGAGGUGCCGCUGACGCUCUACGCAGGCCUCGGCUCCGGCGUUGAGGCGCUGCGGUACAUGCAGCGUGCGCAGCACAUCGGCAAGGUUGUGCUGACACAGCCGUCGCGCAUGGGCUGCCGCGCAGAUGGCAGAUACCUUCUGAGUGGAGGCCUUGGUGCCCUGGGCUUAGUCACUGCAGAGAUGAUGGCGGAAGAAGGUGCCAAGUCAAUGGUGCUGCUCUCACGCCGGGGAGUCGUCAACCAUGACUUGAGAGAGGCGUGGAAGAGGCUGGAGAGCUUUGGCAUCGAGAUCCUGACCAACGCCUGCGACGUGUCCCAGAGCGCCGAUGUGGGGCUAGUGACGAGUUUGAAAAGCUCCGUGGACACACCUCGCUCGGUUCGAGGGUUAAUUCACUUGGCCGCCAUCCUUGACGACGCCACUUUGCCUAACCUCACCCUUGCGCAUUUGGAGCGGUCCUACGGAGCAAAGGUUUGGGGUGCCCGACAUUUGCGCGGCAGCCUGUGCCACACCUCCCUGGAGAUUUUGGACUUCGCGGUGCUUUUCUCCUCAGUUUCUGCUCUACUGGGCUCGCCUGGCCAGGGCAACUACUCAGCCGCUAAUGCUGCCCUGGACGCUCACGCGCGCUGCUGGAAGGCCUUGGGCGAGCGCGUGGUGUCCGUGCAGUGGGGUCCAUGGCGUGAAGCAGGAAUGGCCACAGAGACAGGUGCCACUGCGCGCCUGAAGGCAAAGGGGCUAGGCAGCAUCGGGAACGAGGCUUCCUGCCUUCAUCAUGCGACAUCGAUGCCAUGCUGUGGCUCUUUUGCCUUUAGCUCAUUUCUUCAUGGCACCUGUAUAACCAAGGUUGGCAUGGCGGCCCUUGCAGCAUGUCUGCGUGCUUCAAACAGUGUGGUGGCAGCAUGCCCCUUCCACUGGCAGCAAUAUCUCAAGCAGACGCUCGGCACGGCCGGCCACAAGCCAUAA
This is a messenger RNA of Symbiodinium sp. CCMP2456, 5090 nucleotides long. NCBI's taxonomy places the organism in Eukaryota, Dinophyceae, Suessiales, Symbiodiniaceae. The record is from the annotation of a GenBank genome assembly.